Molecule: messenger RNA, 1530 nt
Organism: Tilletiaria anomala UBC 951
Lineage: Eukaryota; Fungi; Basidiomycota; Exobasidiomycetes; Georgefischeriales; Tilletiariaceae
Product: nicotinate phosphoribosyltransferase
Exons: 5
Coding region: 1-1530 (509 amino acids)
Biological process (GO): NAD+ biosynthetic process
Molecular function (GO): nicotinate phosphoribosyltransferase activity
Source: RefSeq, a predicted model, not a curated record
AUGACCAGCGCGCAGCACGGAGCGGCCUCCUCCAAAGGAGUCCCCGCCUCUGCUGGCGGACCACCGGCUGUGCGCUCGAUCAUCGACACGGAUCUGUACAAGCUGACCAUGCAGCAGGCCGUCUUGGAGCAUUAUCCUGAUGCAGAUGUCUCUUACCGCUUCACAAAUCGCUCGAUGAACAUGAAGUUCACGCCUGCAGCUGUGAACGCCAUUCGCAGCUCCAUAUUUUCACUGUCUUCCUUACAGCUCACCGCAGUGGAGAGAGCAUGGCUUUCUGAACGCUGCCCUUAUUUGCAACCACGCUACCUUGACUACCUACAGGCAUUUCGGUUCAAGCCUGAAGAGGAGGUGAUCGUGAGCGAAGUCAAUGUGUCAGAUGAUCUCGUGGAUUUGCAGAUAAAAGUCGAGGGUAAAUGGAAAGACGUCAUCCUUUACGAGGUUCCGCUUAUGUCCAUUGUCAGUCAGGCGUAUUUCGAGCUGGUUGACACGGACUGGACAAUGGACGGGCAAGAGGAACUUGCUGCUAGCAAAGCAAAUCGGCUGAUAGCAGCCGGGAUCAAGUUUUCCGAAUUCGGCUCUCGACGGCGACGAUCGUAUGAGACCCAUCGAAGCGUCAUGCAAGGACUCCUUCGCGGCGAGCGCGAGGCACUUUCGCAAUCUAUCGGUACUGGGAAAAUGCUCGGCACAUCCAAUGUCCACUUUGCGCGGCUGUUCGACAUCAUUCCCGUCGGGACCGUGGCACAUGAGUGGACAAUGGCACUCGCAGCGCUAGAGGGCUACGACCGCAUCAAUCUCACGUCGCUGCGGAAAUGGGAUGAAGUAUAUGCCCCCCCAGCGUUCACACCUACCAAUCCAAGCGAAGACUUGACUAUCGCGUUGACGGAUACGUUCAGCACCGAGGUAUUCUGGAAGGAUCUCCUCCGCGAUGAUGAGGAUGGUAAUAGCGGCAAAGCCGAGAGCAGUGACGCGCAAAAUGGCAAAGAGAUCAUGCGGCGCUGGAGAGGCGUCAGGCAGGACAGUGGCGAUAGCAAGGCAUUCGCUAGGCGCGCCAAACAGGAGUACCAGCGUCUUGGUGUGGAUCCGAAGAGUAAAGUCAUCAUCUUCUCCGAUGGCCUGGAUGUUGAAAGAUGCAUCGAGCUUGCAUCCUACGCAAACGAGAUCGGCAUCGGUGCCGGGUUCGGCGUCGGCACGAACCUCACAAAUGAUUUUCGCAAGUUGUCCACCGUCUCGCCCGUGGCCGCAGCACCGAACAAAAUUGCCGCGUCCGCCAUACGAGACAGUUCUUCCAACAAGGCUUCCUCGUCAAUCGCAACAACACAAGAUAUCUUGGACGCGCACAGCAGAGGAAAAGGGGAGAAGAGCAAGGCGCUGAAUAUUGUCAUCAAGAUGUAUUCGCUCAACGGUAAGCCGACAGUCAAGAUCAGCGACGAGCUCACCAAGAAUACAGGUGAUCCAGAGGAAGUCAAGCUCGUCAAGCGGCGAUUCGGUCUGGAUGCCCACGAAGCGGCGCAGCAGGUAGAAGACGCAUAG